AUGUCCGUCGCAUUGGCAGAAAAUAUUGCAAACCAAAUUCAACAACUUUUUGCAUCUGAAUUGAAGGAAAAUUAUUUCAUAAAAGAUCAUUCAAGACAGCCAAGAGGAAAGUUAUACUGUAAAUAUUACAAUACUAUGAGAACACUAAAAACAAGCGGGUUAAUCUUAAAACAUUCAGAAAAAAAUGAAUUAAUUAAUAAAACUAAAAAUAGUAGUUUUAGUAGAUGGACUACUAAUAACUAUGAACCUGAAGGAGAUAUACAGUUAAUCUUAAACCAAAUUAAGCAUGAUAACUGUAGUCUUCCAGAACUUGAGCGGCAUUGGAGUUCAACUGUAAAUCACAGGUUAAAUGACAUUCAAAAGGCCACAACAACUCAGGAAAUAAUAAGAGAAUGGAAGAGCUAUAAAAUACCAAUGGGCUAUAAAUUAAUUGAUAUUGAUUUUAAUGUUCUUCACCCAACUUCUUUCAAUGUACUAGGCAAUUAUGAAGUAAAAUUAUUAAAAAUAUUUAAUGUUUUAACAACAAAAAUUAAAGAUAUGAACUCCCGUAAACUAUUAGAGAGUCUUAUUGAGAUGGAAAACCCAUGUGAAAAUGCUAAACAAGCGGUUACAUUUUAUUUACUCCAUUCGUUAUUUGUGCCAACUUCCAAAAAAGUUACUAUGGAUGAUAAAGGAAAGAAAAAUAUUGUCAAAUUUUCUAUUAAAGAUUCACAAAAUACUUUUUUGGUAUUUUGUAAUACUGUAACCCUGGCUGAAGAAUUCAUAGCAAACCGAUAUAGUCUGAAAUUGCCAAUUCAGCCCUUUAUUUUGGUUGUUGGUACUCCACUUCAACCGAAAGAGAUUAUUGUAUAUUUUGAUACAAUUAAAUAUAAAGUUUUCACUAUACUACGGGCAAUAGAUGUGUGCUUUAAGAUUAUACAUUUAUUUAAUUUAGAGUACCCAAUUGAAUCAUGUGCUGUAUGGCAAUUUAUACAAAAAUAUUUGUAUAAUAUUAAAACUAAAUUUGAUAAAUCACACCCCAAUUUAAAUCAAUUAAUUUUUGAUUUAGAAAAUAAUACACAUGCAGAAUAG
Macrosiphum euphorbiae (potato aphid) is the source of this 1071-nucleotide messenger RNA. The record is from the annotation of a GenBank genome assembly. Lineage: Eukaryota; Metazoa; Arthropoda; Insecta; Hemiptera; Aphididae.